Closterium sp. Naga37s-1 is the source of this 276-nucleotide messenger RNA. The record is from the annotation of a GenBank genome assembly. Lineage: Eukaryota; Viridiplantae; Streptophyta; Zygnematophyceae; Desmidiales; Closteriaceae.
AUGGGGCUUCCAACUGUACUUCUGAUCGAGGCUGGGUUGGCGGAGGAGGAGGAGGAGGAGGAGGAGGAGGAGGAGGAGGAGGAGGAGGAGGAGGAGGAGGAGGAGGAGGAGGAGGAGGAGGAGGAGGAUCGGAACACAAAACCCUCACAGGCUCGGGGAAAUCGGGGCUUGUGCAGCUCGGGGAAAUCUUCUUCUGCUUCUGCUGCUGAUGGUGAUGCCGACGCUACUUCACUCAUCAGCCCCAGCUCUGCUCUCGUGGUCACCAUGCGAAACUGA